UUUAGCCCCCAGGAUACCUUCACUAUCUUAUCUUACUGUCAAUUUUUCUUCUCAUUUUAUAUUUCGAAUUUCAAAUGGAUGUAAAUGUCACAAUUUUCCCUCUUCUCCUUGUCAUUGCCCUUGUCAUUGUGCUUGUCCUUGACGAGAUGGGUCGAAGCGUAAGACAUGAUCGUCUUAUUUAUUCUUUUUUGUCCUUUUUUUUUUUUCUCUUUCUUCCAGAUGAGAACGCGGUUUGGGGGGGGUCCUGUUAGAUUUUAUAGCCAAUUAACUAUGGUCUGGGGGGUGUAUGUACCAGAUUGUAUGGAUUCUUUUCCUUUUCCUUUUUCUUUUAUUUAUUGUUGCCGUCGCUGGUCGUCCGUCCGCAAUACUCUCUCUCUCUCUCUCUCUUUCCUUACUGUUAUCAUUAUUGGUAUUCUCGUUUUCAUUACCAUAUUCAGCACUGUCGUUGCAAAAAAUCUCGUUUAUCGUUAUUCUGGAGUUAGAUAGUUAGAUAGGUAUACUAUCUAGAUUAUAUUAUGCAAUUCAAUCAUCA
Molecule: messenger RNA, 532 nt
Organism: Aspergillus campestris IBT 28561
Lineage: Eukaryota; Fungi; Ascomycota; Eurotiomycetes; Eurotiales; Aspergillaceae
Exons: 1
Coding region: 166-486 (106 amino acids)
Source: RefSeq, a predicted model, not a curated record